GACCGAACCACACUACAUAUGAAGUCAUGACUUCAUUGCAGCCCAAGGCGGUCUAGAUUUGUGAGCAGCACUGUCAACAUCUGCGUCAGACUUUUAAUCCCAUUCAUCAAUUGGGGUGGAAUAUUGAAUUAUCCCACAAUCUUUGCGGCCAUAUAUUCCAGCUCACGUUCAAGUAGGAGCUCCUCCCCCCCGCUUGCAUCUUACAUCCCACUGUCCGUUCCUUCUAACCAAGAACAGUCCCUUCAUUGUCAUUCAAACAUACACAGUAGCACAUCCCAGAAGUAGAUCAAUCUCCGGAUUCAAAGUACGAAUAUGUUUAAUCUCAUUGCAGUCGUUUACCUAGCGCUUCUCGGAACGGCGUAUUCAGCCGUCACACCCACCGCACCCGGCCCGAAGGAAGUCUUCACGGCUCGUCAACAAUGCAAGCUCUCUUGGAGCUUGGACAAGACCAACAAGUGGAAAAGCUUCUCGGUCGACCUGAUGAGCGGCUCCAACUUGAACAUGAACGUCGUCACGAACGUCUUCAAAGGAAUGGACGGCACCACCGGCAAAACCAGUCACGUAUGGAAGUGUCCGGAAGUCGACCCAUGCUCUGCUAUUUACUUUUACCAGUUCAACCAAGCUGGCGAAGACCCCGCUUGGACGACCCGAUUUACGAUCGCUUGCCCAGACGGUAAAAUCAUUCCUCCUGCGAAUGCCACUCAACCGCAUGGAGAAGCCAUCCCUUGGGGUGUCGGCCACUUGAAGCACUAGACGAGUCGUCCGGCAUGAGCUGAAAGGCUUCCGUACCUCAAUUUUCACCUAUUUGCUGAGGCAGUUUUUUGGUUUCACUUCAGCCAAUCAGAAAUUCCGAUCAUGGCUUCUAUUGUUGUGCAAUGAAGAUAUUUCCUUUCUACCUUGUUGUCAUCUCCUCGCCCCAGUGUCCUCUCUUCAGCUCUUUUCUCAUUUUGUCAACCUGCUAUAUAGUGUCAUAUGCGAGCUGCAAUUCUUUUCCAUUCCAUGUCACCGAUCUGAACCUGUGAAAUGCUAUGUGCAUUCUCAGAUGUCCCAGGAUGUC
Molecule: messenger RNA, 1057 nt
Organism: Puccinia graminis f. sp. tritici CRL 75-36-700-3
Lineage: Eukaryota; Fungi; Basidiomycota; Pucciniomycetes; Pucciniales; Pucciniaceae
Exons: 5
Coding region: 313-753 (146 amino acids)
Source: RefSeq, a predicted model, not a curated record